Messenger RNA from Thermochaetoides thermophila DSM 1495, 1956 nucleotides. RefSeq lists its product as uncharacterized. NCBI's taxonomy places the organism in Eukaryota, Fungi, Ascomycota, Sordariomycetes, Sordariales, Chaetomiaceae. The record is from RefSeq and is a predicted model, not a curated record. The transcript has a single exon. Bases 1 to 1956 code for a protein of 651 amino acids.
AUGCCACGAAUCCACCGCCGCCCUUGCCUCUUACUUACCAUCACCCUCCUCCUCUUCUUCACCCUCCUCUCCCUCCCCUCAACCCCCUACACACCCUCCUCGUCAACCUUCCAAGCCGCCUCCUCGCGCAUCUCAUCGGCCCUCCCCAAAAUCGACACAACCCAACACCCCUGGCUCAACAAGCUCAACCCCUUCCGCCAGCCGUCGCAUCCCCCGCCCCGUCAAAAGAAUGAUACAGAUGGAGACGGAUCCUGGUGGUACGCUGACUGGAAGUGGCUUGCGAUGCCGUUUAGCAGCUCUGUUACUCUGGACGAGAAUCGCGCGCUGCUGCCGGUGUUGGGAGAGAGGAUGACGGUGUAUUGUUAUGUGGAUUCGACGGAGGAGAAAGAGGGGGAUGUGAGGGCCGCGGAGAGCGAACUUGUGCUGGCGUGGCGUAGGGCUUGGUGGGCGGCGGGGUUCAGGCCCGUGGUGUUGAGCACUGCGGAAGCAGUGGAGAAUCCUGGGUAUGAGGAGUUGUUGAGGUUAGGGCAGACACAACAGGGGGAGCAGAAGGGGAUUAAUGGACGGGUGAGGGAGGACUUGAUGAGGUGGUUGGCGUGGGAGAACAUGGGAGGUGGGGUGCUGAUGAGCGGGCUGUUGUUUCCUAUGGGCGGGAGGGAUGAUGCGUUGUUGGGGUUUUUGAGGAGGGGGGAGUUUAUGAAUAAGGAGCAGACGGUGAUUCGGUAUGAAGGGUUGGGGGACGGGCUGUAUGUUGGGCCAAAAGGGGCCGUGUCGGAGGUGGUGAAGCAGGCGUUGAAGAGUCCAAAGUUGAGGGAGGCAAGGUCUGUCGCUGAUGCAGUGGGUGUUGGUGAAGGAGGCCCGUUCACUACCGACAAGAGGCCUUCCGGUCUGGCGUUAUAUUCGCUCGAGACUCUUGAGGAACGCUACCCCAGCAUCGCGACAGCCAUCCAAACCUCUCGCGCGGCCGGCCUGCGCCAGCUUCGUCUACUCAUUACGGCUCAUCUCCACGCUACUUGGCGCACGCUCUACCCCGACGGCAUCUCCGUGCUCCGCCCAGAAAAGCGCUCUUACACGCCUCACCUCAUCCGGCCUGCCUUUGACUUGGCUGCCCGUCUCGCGCACUGCUCCGACUCCCCCUUGCCAGAUACCUGCCCUCCCAACGUGCCGGUCGAUGAGUGCGUCCCUUGUGAUGACUCCAAACCCCUGAAGGUGACAACUGCAAUCGAAUACGUGAACUCGUCGAAGCUCUUCACGAUCGGCACGGUCCCGCACCCAUACACGACCACCAUCCUCUCCGCCCGGCGCAGAGCAAUCGACAUCCCUUAUAUCCGCCGGCAGGCAAAACGCGACGUAUGGAUCACGGCUGUCACGAGGAAGCUCUUCAAGGAGGAGCAAAUCUCUUCCACCCCGCGGGUCCUCAAAUUGAAAGAAAUCGUCGCCGCUGCGGAGAGCCCCCUGACAGAGAAUAGUUCCUCCGGCAAGGGGUUUACUUCGUUAUGGCUCGUUGCCGAGGCUGAUCCGGUGGUUGCGGACCAUGAGCUGGGGUAUCUGUUUGGGUUUGAACUGCCCGCUCAGGCAACCUUCGCAGAUACGAAACUGGACAUGAGUAAUGGGGGGGAUUUUGAUUCCGACAAAAUGGCCGAACUAGUCGAACACGCGAAGGACCUCAUCCUGCGCACAAACACCGGUGAUGACAAGAAGAAGGGCGACAUCAAGUCUACGGAGGGAGAGAGAUUGUUAAGAGAGGCGAUCGAGGCGUGGAAUCUGGCUGAUACGGAGGCUUGGAAGUUUGUGAGGGCUUUUCUUGCCAGGGAGAUGGUUGAGCGGAGAUUGUGGGAGGAGAAAGAGAGGGGGUAUGCCGGGGGGAUUGGGGCGGAUCAUUUUGGGGAGGGUGAGCAAGCGGGGAAGAAGGAGGGGGGAAGGAGAGGUUGGGGGAGGUGGUUUGAUCGGGAUUAA